Vitis vinifera (wine grape) is the source of this 4554-nucleotide messenger RNA. RefSeq names its product retrovirus-related Pol polyprotein from transposon RE1. The record is from RefSeq and is a predicted model, not a curated record. Gene Ontology annotation, molecular function: nucleic acid binding. Bases 1 to 4554 code for a protein of 1517 amino acids. The transcript has a single exon. NCBI's taxonomy places the organism in Eukaryota, Viridiplantae, Streptophyta, Magnoliopsida, Vitales, Vitaceae. Gene Ontology annotation, biological process: DNA integration.
AUGGCAAAAUCAGAGAUUCCUACGAAUUUCUCAAAGGCAGAUCUCUCCAAUCCCUAUUUCACUCACCAUUCAGAUCACCCAGGUUUGGUUUUGAUUUCCAAAUCUUUGAAUGGAGACAAUUAUUCGGCUUGGAAAAGGGCUAUGAUUCUAGCUUUAAACUCCAAGAACAAAUUGGGUUUUGUUAAUGGCUCGAUCAAGGCUCCUUCAGAAGAAAUUGAUCCUGAAGGUUAUGCGACUUGGUCACGGUGUAACGACAUGGUUCACUCUUGGAUCGUCAACACUCUCAAUCCAGAAAUUGCGGACAGUGUAAUUUAUUAUUCUACUUCUCAUGAAGUUUGGGAAGAUCUCUGUGAGCGAUUCUCUCAGAGCAAUGCGCCUCGCAUCUUUGAAAUUCAGCGAGAUAUUGCUUGUCUUCGACAAGAGCAACUCUCUGUCUCUGCCUAUUACACAAAAUUGAAAGGCCUGUGGGAUGAACUGGCUUCCUACAACGCUGCAGCACAUGGGGCACAACAAGAUCAACAAAAAUUGAUGCAAUUUCUGAUGGGUUUGAAUGAAUCUUACAGUGCUAUUCGCGGGCAAAUCCUCCUGAUGAAUCCUCUUCCUUCUGUCUGCCAAGCAUACUCCUCUAUCUCUCAAGAAGAAAAGCAACGCCUCCUCACUUCGACGAACGCAGCAGCGGAAUCUGCCGCAAGUGCUGCUAUGGCCGUGCGCAGCAACGGAAAGUCUUCGACAACUUGGAAGGACGGAAUAGAUCGAUCGAACACAAGAAGGAUGGAACCGACUAAUCGCCCCUCUGGUUCUCAAAAUUUCCGGGAGAAUCGGUCUUCUCAAGGACAAGAUGGCAGACCAUUUUUUGAUCAAGAUCGGCGCCGCAUGGGUUCUGGUAGAGGACGUCCCCAGUGCUCGUAUUGUGGAGAUAUGGGUCAUUGGGUCCAAAAGUGUUUUCAACUACAUGGAUACCCACCAGACCAUCCUAAAGCAAGAAUGAACUUAGGCUCAAACUCAAAUCGGAAUAAAAGUUUUUCUGCGGCUAACCAAGUUUCUGAGGCAGAUGAAGGGAAACCUGCAGUUGCAUUGUCAGAAGCCCAACUCAAGCAACUUUUGUCACUUCUUAAUAACCAAGAUGAAAACUCUAGUUCCAAAGUGAAUGCGGUAACAAAGCCAGGUUUGUCCAAAGUCGCUUCCCGCAAUUGGAUUAUUGAUAGUGGGGCGACAGAUCAUAUUACUUCAUCCUCUAAGUUAUUGCAUAAAGAUAAAAAUUGCUCGUUACCGCCCGUAUUAUUGCCUAGUGGAGAAAAAGCGAAUAUCGUUACGAAAGGGACUUUGCCUCUGAAUUCCGUCUAUUAUCUGCAUGAUGUCUUAUCUGUGCCUACAUUCAAAGUUGAUUUAAUAUCAGUUAGUCGUUUGACAAGAGGUCUAAAUUGUUCAGUGACAUUUUUCCCUUAUUGGUGUAUUUUGCAGGAUCUGGCUACGAGGAGGACGAUUGGUUUGGGUAAACAACGUGACGGACUAUACUAUUUGGUGGCACUAGCGACGGAGAAAUCUUUAACCAACCAUUCCUCAUCCACAAACCAACCAGCCUGCAAUCUCGCCAUCUCUUCCACUAAUCUCUGGCACAGUCGCUUAGGCCAUGUAUCACCUUCUCGUUUGAGUUUCAUUGCCAAGAAUUUCUUGAAUUUUUCUGUUCAGUCCAAUAAUGCUUGCCCUAUAUGUCCUUUGGCUAAGCAAAGUCGUUUACCUUUUGGUACUAGUGCUAUUUCUUCUACAAAACCUUUUGAGAUUAUUCAUUGUGACAUUUGGGGACGUUAUCGACACCCUUCUCUGUUUGGUGCCCAUUACUUUCUCACUAUUGUCGAUGAUUAUACACGUUUCACUUGGAUAUUUUUAAUGCGACAUAAAGAUGAAGCACAAUCACUUUUAAAACGUUUCUUCAGCUAUGUGUUCACACAAUUUGAAUUUCGCAUUAAAACUUUUCGAAGUGACAAUGGUAGAGAAUUUACCUCACUUCGUUCCUUUUUCCAAGAUAAUGGUGUCAUCUUUCAACAUUCUUGUGUUUACACGCCUCAACAAAAUGGGGUUGUGGAACGCAAACAUCGUCAUAUUUUACAAGUAGCCCGAGCUUUGAAAUUCCAUGCUCAAGUUCCCACUCAAUUUUGGGGGGAGUGUGCUCUCACUGCCGUACAUAUCAUCAAUCGGUUACCUUCACCAAUAUUGUCUUUCAAAACUCCUUUUGAAUUGCUUUACUCAAAACCACCUUCUUACUCCCAUCUCCGUGUUUUCGGAUGUUUAGCCUAUGCCACCAAUGUUCACACCUCUCACAAAUUUGAUUACCGUGCCAUGCCAUCCAUCUUCAUCGGUUAUCCUGUUGGUCAAAAAGCAUACAAAUUAUUUGAUUUAUCAACCAAAAAGGUCUUUACUAGCCGAGAUGUCAAAUUUCAUGAAGAUAUUUUUCCUUAUGUCUCUCUCAAGCCCAACUCUACUCUCCCUUCGUUGACCCAUAAUUCUGGUCCAAUCCCCUUAGUGGCCCACGACAUCUCUUCCUCCUUUGACUCUACUUCUCACGCACUUUCCCCUCUUCUUUCCAACCACACAAGCACACCGUCUCCCACCACAGAAAAUGAUGACUUUUCCUCUCCUUCUCGACCUUCCGAACUCAUUAUCGAACCUUCUUCUCAGAUUGAUCCAAACCCUUCACCAUCGCCUUCUACAACUCUAGUAUCGCCUUCUCCGGGGCCACCGUUUGCAUCCAUCCCGUCCGCUCCUCCAGCUGAGACACCCAUCUUUUCACCAGAAACACACUCACCCAAACCAGCCACUCCGCUCCGUCGCUCUAGCCGCCAUAUCGCCCCGCCAAUCAAGCUCCACGAUUAUGUUUGCUCCCACGUUUCCUCCAAUCAAUCGUCUUCCUUGAUUCCAGGUCCAACUAAAGGUACACGAUAUCUACUGGCCAAUUAUGUUUCUUAUCACAGAUAUAAGCCUGCAUAUAGAUCUUUUGUUGCUCAACAUAGUGCUGUCACAGAACCCAGGUCUUAUUCGGAAGCAGCCGCUCAUCCUGAGUGGCAGAAGGCAAUGCGUUCUGAAUUGCAAGCUCUCCAAGCUAAUGGCACUUGGUCUCUCACUCCACUUCCGGCCGGCAAGACACCGAUUGGCUGUCGAUGGGUGUAUAAAAUUAAACACCGUUCAGAUGGGUCUAUUGAGCGUUACAAAGCACGAUUGGUAGCGAAAGGCUUUACUCAAUUAGAAGGUGUCGAUUAUCAGGAUACCUUUUCCCCCACCGCCAAGAUCAUAUCUGUCCGCUGCUUGCUUGCAUUGGCCGCAGCCCGUGGCUGGUCUAUUCAUCAAAUGGAUGUUAACAACGCUUUUUUUCAUGGCGACUUACAUGAGGAAAUAUAUAUGUCUCCGCCGCUAGGGCUUCGGCGACAGGGGGAGGAAAACUUGGUAUGUCGCCUUCAUAAAUCACUCUACGGUCUGAAACAAGCUUCUCGCCAGUGGUUCGCCAAGUUCUCAGAAGCUAUUCAAUCCGCCGGUUAUGCACAAUCUCGAGCCGAUUAUUCUUUGUUCACCAAAAAACAAGGCAAGUCCUUUACUGCCCUCUUGAUAUAUGUUGAUGAUAUUCUGAUUACUGGAAAUGAUCCUGUGAGCAUUGCUACAACAAAAAAAUUUCUGCAUAGUCAUUUUCAUCUCAAAGAUCUGGGUGAUUUAAAAUACUUUCUUGGCAUUGAGGUUUCUGCUUCUAAAAAUGGGAUUUUUAUUUCCCAACGUAAGUAUGCAUUAGAGAUUAUUGAGGAUGCAAGAUUGUUGGGCGCUGCCCCUAUUGAUACACCUAUGGAACGAGGAUUGAAAUUGUCUGAUAAGAGCGAUUUGCUCAAGGAUCAAGGUCGUUAUAGGAGAUUGGUUGGAAGGUUAAUAUAUCUAACUGUGUCGAGGCCAGAUAUCACUUAUGCAGUUCAUGUGUUAAGCCGGUUUAUGCAUCAACCGAGAAAGGCUCAUAUGGAAGCAGCGUUCAGAGUUGUACGUUAUCUUAAGAAUGCACCUGGUCAAGGUCUGUUCUUCUCUUCGAAUAAUGAUUUCAGAUUGAGAGCCUAUUGUGAUUCUGAUUGGGCAGGUUGUCCACUUACUAGAAGGUCCACUACAGGCUACUGUGUAUUCCUUGGACCUUCACUGAUUUCUUGGAGAUCAAAGCGACAGAAAACAGUGUCACUCUCUUCAGCCGAAGCAGAGUAUCGUGCAAUGACAGGAGCUUGUUGUGAGUUGACAUGGCUUCGGUACCUUUUGAAAGAUUUGGGUGUUUUACAUAAGGAACCUGCCUUGUUGUAUUGUGACAACAAGGCAGCAUUGCACAUUGCAGCCAACCCUGUUUUCCAUGAGCGUACUAGACACAUUGAGAUGGAUUGUCACUAUAUUAGGGACAAGAUCCAAGAUGGUUCCAUUAUUACAAGACAUGUGAGCUCAGCGCACCAACUUGCAGACAUUUUGACUAAACCAUUGGGAAAGGAGUUUUUUGCUCCUAUGAUUCGCAAGUUGGGAGUGCAGGAUAUCCACUCUCCAACUUGA